AUGGGUCUCUGCAAAUGUGAAAGAAAGAAAGUCACUAACCUAUUUUGCUUUGAACAUCGCUGUGUAGUGAAAUCAUAUCUACACUGGCUCAAGGACAAUUAUUAUUCUUCACAAUGUCUCCUCUGUUCUAAAGAACUUGAUAAUGGGGAGGAAUGUGUUCGUCUUAUGUGCUUAGAUCUUUUCCACUGGAAUUGUUUGGACAAUUAUGCCUCUGAGCUCCCUCCAAAAACCGCACCUGCUGGUUAUGAGUGUCCUUCUUGCUCCAUGAUCAUAAUCCCUCUCAGAAAUCAAGGUGGUCCUAUUGCCGAAGCCCUUAGGCAGAAACUCACUUCAGCUAAGUGGGUUAAACCCAACCACCAUGCUAAAAUUUCUGCUUCUAAAAAUAAGUCAAAACCGCCAUUAAAUUUAAACGAUACGCUUAAUGUCUUCGUCGAUUCCAAACUUCUCGACUCCUCUUUGGAUUCCUAUGCGAGCCAGUUUUUAAGAGAUCAACAGAUGGUUAAUCCCCCCGAAAUCUCCCCUUCAAAACCAACGGAAACCAUAGUUCCUAUUGAGUAUUCUCUCAACAACAUUAGCAUUAGUCCUACUGCAUCCCGUGUAGAAUCGAAACCACUUCCUCUAUUCAACAUCAGUAAUCCGAGGAAUCUUAUGGCAGAUGAUGACGAUGUGGAUAAAUAUAAAAGACAUCAUACGCCUGUCAAUAAAUCGAAUAGUGGCCUUCUAGGAUUCACGCGCCGUAUUUCCUUCCUCCUUCCUAAACCCCUCUUCCCACGUCGUCUGUCCUUCAUAUUCGGAUUGAUUAUCUUCAUUUGCUUUUUGUUAAUAUUCAUUACAAACAUGUUGGCCGGUCAGUCACUACCAGAGGAUAACUUGCAGCAGCCAAGAGGACAUCUUCCCGUUGGUAUAUAG
Molecule: messenger RNA, 909 nt
Organism: Rodentolepis nana
Lineage: Eukaryota; Metazoa; Platyhelminthes; Cestoda; Cyclophyllidea; Hymenolepididae
Source: the annotation of a GenBank genome assembly